This is a messenger RNA of Mobula hypostoma (lesser devil ray), 5193 nucleotides long. It is a transcript of the gene neurl4, whose product is annotated as neuralized E3 ubiquitin protein ligase 4. The transcript is spliced from 28 exons. Gene Ontology annotation, molecular function: ubiquitin protein ligase activity. NCBI's taxonomy places the organism in Eukaryota, Metazoa, Chordata, Chondrichthyes, Myliobatiformes, Myliobatidae. Bases 160 to 4536 code for a protein of 1458 amino acids. The record is from RefSeq and is a predicted model, not a curated record.
AGUGGAAACGUGCCCCUCAGUCGCGAAAGGUCGCGCUGGUGGGGCAACGAAACGGCGGUCGGUGUGGGGGUUACCGUAAGGUGGACGUGUGCCCCUCAGUCGCGAAAGGUCGUGCAGAGCCCCUCCCCCUUCCCCGCCCUCCCGCCCGCUGCGGUAAGGAUGGCGGCUGAGUUCCACCUGCGUACCGGGAAGCUGGUGGCUCUGCUCAAUGGCAACCGCACGGCCAAGCGCAACAAGCCCACCGAGGAGUUCAACCACGGCCUGGCCAUGAGCCGGGAGCCGCUCGGCGACGGGCAGCUCUUUCAGGUGCGCAUCGACCGAAAGGUGAAUUCCUGGAGCGGCUCGAUUGAGAUUGGGGUGACCGCGUUAGAUCCCAGCACGCUGGACUUCCCCAGCAGCGCCACUGGACUGAAGGGCGGCUCGUGGAUUAUCUCGGGCUGUUCGGUGCUGCGGGACGGCCGCUCGGUGCUGGAGGAGUACGGGCAGGACUUGGACCAACUGAGCGAGGGCGACAAGGUGGGCAUCCAGCGGACGGCUGGCGGCGAGCUCCACCUGUGGGUGAACGGCCGGGACUGUGGGGUCGCCGCCCUGGGUUUGCCCUCAAAGGUGUGGGCAGUCGUCGACCUGUACGGCAAGUGCACUCAGGUGACAGUGCUGGGCUGUGACACCAUCGUACGGAGAGAGGAGCCCCUCAGGUCUGCCACGACUGAUGAAGGUUUUGUGGGGAUGGAACUCUCAGACGUUGUGAACAACGCCAUCCUCUCAGCGUACAACGGCAACCUGCUGAAUGUCAGCCUGGGCAGCCCCCUGGACAGCUGCUCUGUCACCUCCAACGAUGCCCUGCUCUUCCAUGAGAAGUGCGGCACCCUCAUCAAACUCAGCAACAACAACAAGACGGCGGAGAGGAGGCGGCCACUCGACGAGUUCAACAACGGCGUGGUCAUGACCAACCGGCCGCUGCGGGACAACGAGAUGUUUGAGAUCCGGAUUGACAAGCUGGUUGACAAGUGGUCUGGGUCCAUUGAGAUUGGCAUCACCGUGCAUAAUCCAAAUAACUUGGACUACCCGGCAACAAUGACCAAUCUCCGAUCAGGGACAAUUAUGAUGAGCGGCUGUGGAAUCCUGACCAAUGGGAAGGGGACACGGAGGGAGUACUGCGAGUUCAGCUUGGAUGAGCUGCAGGAAGGAGAUCACAUCGGCCUCAUGAGGAAAUCCAGUGGAGCCUUGCACUUUUACAUAAAUGGCAUUGACCAAGGGGUAGCAGCCACCCAGACCCUGCCCACAGUCUAUGGGGUGGUGGAUCUCUAUGGCAUGGCAGUGAAGGUGACCAUUGUCCACAAUCACAACCACUCAGACCGGCUGCGCAGGAACAAUGCCAUCAUGAGGGCGCUGUCGCCGGACGUGGGGCGGCGUGUCUUCGAUUCGGGGGAUGGCGAGGUGGAGCGGCUACUCUUCCACCCCAACUGCGGGCAGAAGGCUGCCAUCGUCUGUGACGGCCGGACUGCCCUGAGGCCGCAUGCAACAGAUGACUUUAACCACGGGGUGGUGCUCAGCAACAGGUCCCUCAGGAGCAAUGAGAUCUUCCAAGUCCGUAUUGACAAGAUGGUAGACAAAUGGGCUGGGUCCAUAGAAAUCGGCGUUACCACUCACAAUCCUGCUUACCUUCAGCUACCGUCCACUAUGACUAAUCUACGCUCAGGUACUUGGAUGAUGACUGGUAAUGGAGUGAUGCACAAUGGAACUACCAUUCUAGACGAGUAUGGUCACAACCUUGAUCGCUUAAAGGCAGGUGACACGGUCGGCGUCAUGCGCAAAGAAGAGGGAAGCCUGCACUUCUUUGUGAACAAUGUGGAUCAAGGGCUUGCAGCAUCCAACGUGCCAUCCAACGUUUACGCCGUGGUCGAUCUCUAUGGCCAGGCUGCCCAAGCCACCAUCAUCGAUGACAUAGAUCUGCCACCUCUGCCUGAUGACGUGUUGGAGGGCAAUAAUCAGAUCUCUCCCUGCAGCCUCUUCUCGCUCACCCCCAGCAACGACCUCCGAUUCCACCACCUCCAUGGGAACAAUGCCGUGAUCACGAACGGUGGGCGGACUGCCUUCCGCCAGAACUGCCGCAGUGAAUUCAACGAUGCCAUCGUCAUGUCUAGCAGAACGUUGAAGGAAGGGGAAAUGUUUGAGAUUCUAAUUCAGAAGAUGGUGGAUCGGUGGUCCGGAUCAAUAGAGGCAGGUGUUACAGCAAUUCGUCCAGAGGACCUCGAAUUCCCCAGUACCAUGACAGAUAUAGACUAUGACACCUGGAUGCUGAGUGGCACGGCCAUCAUGCAAGAUGGGAACACGAUGCGGAACAACUACGGCUGUGACCUGGACUCGCUGACCACUGGUUCGCGGAUCGGGAUGAUGCGCAGCACAAACGGUGAUCUCCACUAUUACAUCAACGGGGUGGACCAGGGUGUUGCCUGCUCAGGGCUGCCGCCAGAGCUGUAUGCUGUGGUUGAUCUAUAUGGGCAGUGCGUCCAAGUGUCCAUUACCAGUGGCUCAUUACCAGUAGACAACAGCCUGUCCCUGAGCAACGCCACUGAGAAAUCUUUCCCAAUACACUCUCCAGUCCCCGGCAUCACACACCGUUUCCAUACCAACUGCGGGAAGUACGUGUCACUUCAGAACGACGGCUGCCGAGCAGUAAGAGUCCACGGAUUCUCCCACGGGAUUGUCUUCAGCAUGAAGGAACUGAAGCCCGAUGAAAUCUUUGAGGUUAAGAUUGAUGAGAUUGACGAGCAGUGGUCCGGCUCGUUGCACAUCGGGCUGUCCACUCUUCAGCCAUAUGAGAUUUGCGCCUCAUCCGGGUUGCCCUCUUCGUUGCUGGAGCUGAGGUCGAAGGUCAGCUGGCUGGUCAGCGGCUCGGAGGUCAGGCGUAAUGGUGCUCUGCAGAAACAGAACUACGGCUUUUCACUGGAACGGCUGACAGUAGGAAACAGAGUUGGUGUGAAGCGGGGCGGCGAUGACACCAUGCACAUCUUCGUUGAUGGAGAGGACAUGGGUGUGGCAGCAGCAGGUAUUGCCAAGAACGUUUUUGCAGUCGUGGACCUGUAUGGGAAAGUAGUGGCUGUGUCGAUCGUGAGCUCCAGCACCCUGGAAGAGAGCGAGGGCACCAAGCCGCCCUCAAUGUCAUCGGCCAGCUGCAGUGAAGAGGAGGAAGACCUGAGCCCGUGUGAGAAUGAGGCAUCAGUGUUCAUGUCAACCAUCGAGUUCAUGGAGAACCAUGGCAGGAACAUCCUGUUGUCCAACGAUGGGCACACUGCUACCCGUGUAGCCAGCUACAACCAGGGUGUGGUGGCGUCCGCCCAGCCAUUGCCCAGGCAGCUGCUUUUUCAGAUUAGGAUUGACCGUUUAAACACCCAGUGGACCUCGUCGCUCUCGUUGGGUGUGAUUGGACAUUGCCCUGAGCGGUUUAAUUUCCCAGGCACCGCCUCUUCAAUCAAACGUUCUGCUUGGCUGAUUCAGCGAGGCUCUGUGUUUCAUAAUUCCUUAAAGAUUUGUGACAAUUAUGGUCCCAAUCUGGACACGUGCCCUGAAGGAACUGUCCUUGGGCUCCUAGUGGACAACACGCAAGGUCUGCACCUGUAUGUUAAUGGGAUGGACCAAGGCAUUGCUGCCCAAGACAUUCCUAACCCUUGUUUCGUAGUCGUCGACCUGUACGGUCAAUGUGAACAGGUUACCAUAGUGACCAACGAUAUCAUGGCCCCGGGAGGUGAUGGCAGCCACUUACGUUGCCAGGGUGACGUGGAGAAAGCUGACGUGGUUGAUGGAAUCAAGGAGAACCUGUGCUGGACACCACCUCCUGAAGUGAAUCCCAAGAAGACUUGCGAAUAUCAAGCCCUCUGUGCCAGGUUCAAGGAGCUCCUUCCUCUGCCAGAUGGAUACUUCAAUGAGGAGCUGAAAUGCAACCUGUGCUACUGCGAAUCCUGUCAUAAGCUGCGCGGAGACGAGGCGUACUACAAACGGGGCGACCCACCCAAGGACUACGCCCUCCCCUUCGGCUGGUGCAGGUUCGCCCUCAGGUUGAAUCCACGCUGCGAGGUCACCAACGUUUACAAGAAGUGGCACACGGCUUAUCACGGUACUUGCAUGGGGUCCCUGAGGCGUGCCCUGGACCAUGGAGAGCUGGUGUCAGCAGGAAGCUCGUCAAUAUUCUGCACCAAGCAGAGGAAGGUGGAGCUACAGAAUGGAUACAAUGAGCCUGAGGGGAACAGUACGCAGGAGAAGGAUGCGGUGAAAGUCAGCCUCUCUCCCACAAUGCGCUACAUUGGGCUGGACCACUUCUGCCCCAAAAUACGGUUCAAGGACGUGAAAUCACAGCGGCAUCAUCAGGCACAGGUGGCCUUUCAGGUGUGCGUGCGACCAGGCUCGUACAAGAUUGGGCCUCAGUCCAUCGGCGCCAGCGAGUCCAUCGACCCCAGGUUCAGUAACAACGAGAUUGAGUGGAUCACCAAGGAGAGAGCCUCGACAGUCCUCUAUGGCCUCCUGAUCCGGGUGGAGUGAAGGAUCUCUGCUUAAAGGACAGCAACUCCCACCCCACCCACCCCUCACUGUUCCGAGGAGAGAUGGAGUGUGUGCAAGAUCCCUGGGAGAUACCUGACGUGACUUGAACUGAAGUGGCAGCAGCAAGUGGCUGACUUUGGCUGUUCAGGGUUGGGGAGUGGAAGUGUAGGUGGCGUGGGCUGAGGGAUGGGUGUGGGCAGGACUGGAACUCGUGGGACAGUAGCAUCUGCCCUUGCACACUUUUACACAACUCUCGCACUACUGGAACACUGCACUUUUGACUCUUGUAUCGACUGAAUGACAAACAAGAAGAAUUCAAGCUAAGCUGUUCAUUUGGAAUUACUGUUGUGCCUGAGGGAAAUGCUGAUGGGAAGUCUGGGGAUGUGGGUGGGAGGUUGGGUGGGGUUUCCACUGCAACAGUCCAUUUUGUAGGUUUUUAAACAAGGAAUUAAUGAACUCUCUAAUGGUUUCCUGGGCCAGCGUCGGAGGCUAGAAACAUCAGAUAUCAGUAGAAGUGGCUUCUGCUGCUGGCUACUUCCAUUACCUCUUCUGGCGGAGUGUUGGAGAGGUUUGUCUUGCAAUUACAUUGUCAAGUCAGCCAGCAGAACUGACCGCCUGUGACCAGAGAAGUGCAGCAGCAGGCUUCCCUCGGCCAAA